Molecule: messenger RNA, 2091 nt
Organism: Didymella exigua CBS 183.55
Lineage: Eukaryota; Fungi; Ascomycota; Dothideomycetes; Pleosporales; Didymellaceae
Exons: 1
Coding region: 1-2091 (696 amino acids)
Source: RefSeq, a predicted model, not a curated record
AUGUUGACCGCUGACACGCCCACCAAACACGACCACGACCACGACCACGGCCACGACCACGGCCACGACCACGGCCACGGCCACGACGCACCUCCGCCCCGCCGCCUGCCCUCGCCGGCGAACGCUCGCAAUGGCGCCUACUCGCUGGCGCAGAUGCCGCUGUCCAUCCUCAGCUCCGUGCUGCGUUGCCAGCCCCAGUCGCCGGCGGCUCCCACGCAAGACGCCGCCUCUCCUGCGGUCGCUCCCUACAACGCUGCCACCCACGUCGCCUCUCCCGCGCCCUCUCGCCCCGUCUCCGCCGGCAGCAGCGCAGUGGCCGGCGAGAGGCCCCGCAAGAAGGCCCCGCGCCCGAAGACGUCCUACAUCAUCGCCCACCCUCCGCCGACCGUCCACCCGCGCUCCAAGCUGCACAUCCGCCCCAAGGUGCAGCUGCAGCUGCACCAGGUCCUGGCCGCCCAGCGCCCCAAGCCCGUCUACGAAGUCAUCCCGCUGUCGCUCCUCGCGCCCCGCUCCACGCGCCGGCUGGCCCGCGCCUUCAACACGCGGGAGCGGCUCGGCCACCACGACCUGCUCGUUGUCAGGGCUGCCGCAUACGGCCACACCGACGAAGACCACAAGUCGGACGACGAACGAUGGGGGUCGCGAGAGGUCGUCGCCGUCAUCUGCCCCGCCAAGGCUGAAAGAGGUCACGUCGUGAGCCACACGGAGAUCUGCAUGGACGACGGAACGAGCCGCUGGGAAGUCGUCGCCAUGGCCAACGGCGGCUACGAGUUCACCUCGCUCGACGAACACGGCCUGGCCAUGAAGGCGCGCUGGGUCACCAAGCCUCCCAACUCGCGACGCAUCUCCAGCCAGUCGAUGACCUCGCAGCCCUCACCUGGUCUCCCACCCGCCAAAGACGACGCAAAGUGGAACUUCAGCACCAUCGACGCCAACUCCAGACGCCAUCCCAUCAUUGCCAGCAUGACGCGAACCCGCAUCGACGUGAACGACUCGUAUGCAAUGCCCGCCGCAACGCAGCCUUCAACACCUGGUGCGCACCUUCCUCCCUCGCCCGCACUCACACCUGCAAGCAUCGACGCCGGCUCUUUCCUCCAAGUCACCGACCGAUUCCCAAUCCAGACCGAAGAGGCACUGCGACGCUUCAUUGUGGUCAGCGGCAUCUGGGUCUCGUCUCUCCACGAAAACUACGAGCAUGUCAGCCUGCCGCUCUGUCCCUCGUUCAACCAUUCUGGUAGCAUUCGCCACCCAAUGUGCCGCGCAGCGUCCAUGUCCUUCCUUGAAUCGCCGCGCUCCGCAUCUCCAGCCUCGACGGACGACACGGAAAAGUCUAUUCCUAAGCUGCUUCGGCAUACUUCGCACAGAUUGAACCGCCACGCAAGUUUCUCCAUGGAGCCUCCUGCUUCGCCAAUGUCGGCUGAGAUGGCUCCUUCUUCUCCUGCUACCAAGGCUCGCCCACGUCGCGCAAACUCUACUGGAACACACAAUCUCUUCAGCAUGACGGGCAGCCUGAAGAGACGAUACGGCAUUCCGUCACAGGUCGAGACUCUCUCAGAGGCCGAAGAAGACAAGGAGAACAAACGCAGUGAGGAGAUAGUGCGGCUUAAGCAGUUGGCACUUCCCACACCGAUCGAGCUAUCGCCAUCUGGAAUACCUGCGGCAGAAGCUCCUCCGCGACCUCCAGUUCUGAUCAUACUCCCACCCACCGUCAUCCGCCCCUCAGCCGACGGACUCUCAUCCCCCAUGCUCCUCCCAUCACCGCAGCUUCCGGACUCGGACCGAAAGCGCAAGACCCAAUCGGCCUUCAACCCCAUCACGACUGCUGGUCUGUGGGACUCAGGCGUCAUUGACGGACCGGGCUUGAAGCGGCGCCCGACUAGCAUGUUCGUCAUGAACGAGCGCAAGAAGAAGGAGGAGAAGAAGCGCGGUCGGAGUGAAGGCAAGAUGAAGAAUCAGGAGAGAGGUGCGACAGAUCGCAGCACGAGCAAGGAGGACUUGAAGAAGGGUCACAAGAAGAACGAAAAGGACUGCACAGGCAUAGGGAGGAAGCUGAAGAAUAGUCUCAAGGGCAUGUUCGGCCGCAAGGCCUGA